AUGCUAGGGAAUGAAGACAUGAUCACAGAAGUGUCCCUCUCUCCUCUAUCCCUCUCUCCUCUAUCCCUCUCUCCUCCUCCUCUCUCCUCUAUCCCUCUCUCCUCUCUCCCUCUCCCCAGGUCUAACUGGUUGAAGCCGUGCUGUGGGCGGAGGGUAGCCCUGUGGCAGGUGUGUCUGCUCAGUGCAGGCUUCAACUGUUUCCUGGUGGCCCUGGUCAUCCUGGUGGUGGUCUUCUUGACCCUGGAACUCCUCAUAGACACCAAGCAUCUACAAUUUGCCAAUGCUAUUCAAUUUGCCAGCGUCAUCCAUUGGAUCAGCCUUGCCAUCCUUUCACUCUUCUUCACUGAGACUGUCUUCAGGAUUGUAGUCCUUGGGAUUUGGGACUACAUUGAGAACAAAGUAGAGGUGUUUGACGGGGCAGUCAUCGUGUUGUCCCUGGCCCCUAUGGUAGCCUCCACGGUAGCCAAUGGACCCAGCAGUCCCUGGGACGCCAUCAGCCUCAUCAUCACCCUGCGCAUCUGGAGGGUCAAGAGAAUCAUCGACGGUGAGACUGAGGGUGGAGCAGACCAGACGCUCCCUUGUUUUGAGAUCAGACAGCUCCGGGCCCACCUGGCCCAGCAGGACUUGGACCUGGCUGCGGAGCAGGAGGCUGCUAUGCAGAUCCACCAUGUGUGGGGCAAACAGAGGAGCAGCUACCAGGUGGUGGAGGGCCAGGGCCCUGGGGAGUCUGACGAUGAGGGACAUGGAGUCCUCAGGGAGACCCCAGCAGACCCUGUUGUCCAUCAUGACGACAUGAACAACUAUAUCAGCCAGUACUACAGUGAACCAAGUAGUGGUGAGUGA
Molecule: messenger RNA, 843 nt
Organism: Salvelinus sp. IW2-2015
Lineage: Eukaryota; Metazoa; Chordata; Actinopteri; Salmoniformes; Salmonidae
Source: RefSeq, a predicted model, not a curated record